This is a messenger RNA of Paramecium octaurelia, 888 nucleotides long. Lineage: Eukaryota; Ciliophora; Oligohymenophorea; Peniculida; Parameciidae. The record is from the annotation of a GenBank genome assembly.
AUGUAAUGGUGCAAGCAUUGUUCAUUGGUCAACGGUCAUAGCUACUUUGAAUAGAUUAUAAUAUUGAUAUUUAUCUUACUUUUAAGAUUUCAUAAACAAACAUCAAAUCUUUAGACGUAAGGCAAGCACUUUGAAGUGUUCUUUAUAAAUUAGCUCUACAUUCAGAGGCCGGGCGGCCAAAGCUUUUUUCACUAUAAGAAAGAGACCUUGAAGCAAUUAAAGAUUUUAAAUUAUUCUAUCCCUUCAAGUCUUAAGAAUAAAGAUCCAAAUCACUUCCGAUAGAUAUAGACCUUUGUUAUAAUAACCCUAUUAUCAAUUCAAUUCCUCGUUUUUUUAAUUAUAUCUUNUCUUUUCCUUUGCCUUAUUAUUCAUAAUGUAGAAACGAUGAAUUCUUUUGCUAAAUACACCCAUACAUAAUUGGAUGAACUAAAAUAGAAAUCGGUUAUAAGAGGUGAGUACAAGGAUGUUGCUCAAGAAUCAGCAGGAGCCAUUGUUUUUAAUAGUAGAACCGUUGGAUAUGUUGGAGGCUAAAAGAAUAGUAGUCCAUUGAGAGACGCAAUUUAUUAUAUAAUAUCUGGAGGGUAUUGCUAUGCUGGAAUCUCUUAAUUCAUUAUAAUAGACUUGCUCCAGACCUACGAACUCAAUACCAUUAAAAUUUGGUUAUAUGAUAGAGAUCCUACAUUUAUACGAACUUAUGAUGUGUAGGUGUUUGUAUCAAGAUCGGAUGCAGAUGACUAAUUGAUUUAUGAGAGUAACAUUUCCAAGAGCCUCACAACCAUAAAGAUUCCAGACGCCCCGAUAAAAUAAAUAAAGAUUAAGAAUAGAGGUGGAAGCGCAAUAGAUUAGUGGUUAAUCCUAUUAAAAAUUUAAGCAUUUUAUGCUUUUUGA